Neogale vison (American mink) is the source of this 4079-nucleotide messenger RNA. RefSeq names its product janus kinase and microtubule interacting protein 2 (gene JAKMIP2). NCBI's taxonomy places the organism in Eukaryota, Metazoa, Chordata, Mammalia, Carnivora, Mustelidae. The transcript is spliced from 24 exons. The coding region runs from base 556 to 3138 and encodes 860 amino acids. Gene Ontology annotation, molecular function: kinase binding; microtubule binding. The record is from RefSeq and is a predicted model, not a curated record.
GGAGCCAGAGGAGGUGUCUGCUGCAAGUUCCUGGCUGCUUCUGAGCUCACCCCAUCCUCCGAGAGGGAGGAGGCCAAGUGGUGAUGCCGCUGCUCCUGCCGCCUCGACUGCUAAUGCUCUAGUGAGGCUGGAAGGGUGGUUCCUCUUCGCACCAUCGCCAACCAGAGAGUGAGGGAACAAAAUCCCAGCAGCAGUGCUGAUGUUGCGUUCGGAGGCUGCAUCCGACACGGUCACAAGGAAAAUGGAUUCAGUUUGCAUCUUUCCCUCCUUUCAACAGCUUCUCCAGGUCUCAGCAUGGCUUUAAGGCAGCUCAGGAGACUGAAGAUGCCGGAGAUGAGUAGGGUACAGGACUCCAUUACUACUCAGGAGAAUGGAUUUCAUUGAAUUAAAGCCAGAAAAAUCCUUGCAGCGCUUCUAGGGCAGCACCUGAGGAGACCUUACCAAGGAGCACCACGCAGUAGAUGCUGAAAACAUCGCACCCACGAUACAAAGCAGUAACAUGGCAGCACCUGUUUGAAAGGCAUUCAUAAACAAGACUCCCUUCAGAAAGGAACAAUGUCUAAGAAAGGGCGAAAUAAGGGCGAGAAGCCCGAAGCGCUCAUCGUCGCCCUUCAAGCUGCCAAUGAAGAUCUCAGGACCAAGCUCACAGAUAUCCAGAUAGAGCUGCAUCAAGAGAAGUCCAAGGUGUCUAAGCUUGAAAGAGAGAAGACUCAAGAAGCAAAGAGGAUCCGUGAGCUGGAGCAGCGCAAGCACACGGUCCUGGUGACAGAACUCAAAGCCAAGCUCCAUGAGGAGAAGAUGAAGGAGCUGCAGGCUGUGAGGGAGAAUCUCAUCAAGCAGCAUGAGCAAGAAAUGUCAAGGACAGUGAAGCUGCGGGAUGGAGAGAUCCAGAGGCUCAAGUCAGCCCUGUGUGCUCUCCGGGACGGCAGCAGUGACAAAGUAAGGACAGCGCUCACCAUUGAGGCCCGGGAGGAGGCCCGGAAGCUGUUUGAUGCCGAGCGCCUUAAGCUCUUACAGGAAAUUGCGGACCUGAAAACUGCCAAGAAGCAGGUGGACGAGGCUCUAAGCAAUAUGAUCCAGGCGGAUAAGAUCAAGGCCGGCGACCUUAGGAGUGAGCACCAGUCCCACCAGGAAGCCAUCUCCAAGAUCAAGUGGGAAUCAGAGCGGGACAUUCGGAGGCUGAUGGAUGAGAUUAAAGCCAAGGACAGGAUCAUCUUUUCCCUGGAAAAGGAACUGGAGACCCAAACUGGCUAUGUACAGAAACUGCAGCUGCAGAAGGAGGCAUUGGAUGAACAGCUCUUUCUGGUCAAGGAGGCUGAGUGUAACAUGAGCAGUCCGAAACGAGAGAUUCCGGGAAGAGCAGGAGACGGCUCUGAGCACUGCGGCAGCCCUGAUUUGAGAAGAAAUCAGAAGAGAAUAGCUGAAUUGAAUGCCACUAUAAGAAAAUUAGAAGACAGGAACACCCUGCUUGGAGAUGAACGAAACGAACUGUUAAAACGUGUGCGGGAAACCGAGAAACAAUGUAAACCUCUUCUGGAAAGGAACAAGUGCCUCGCCAAGAGGAACGAUGAGCUGAUGGUGUCUUUGCAACGCAUGGAAGAGAAGCUAAAAGCUGUUACUAAGGAAAAUUCAGAAAUGAGAGAAAAAAUAACAUCCCACCCACCCUUAAAGAAAUUAAAAUCUCUGAAUGACCUCGAUCAAGCUAAUGAAGAACAAGAGACAGAGUUUUUAAAACUUCAAGUCAUUGAGCAGCAGAACAUUAUUGAUGAGCUCACAAGGGACCGAGAAAAGCUCAUCCGUAGGAGAAAACAUAGAAGAAGUUCCAAGCCAAUUAAGAGGCCUGUUUUGGAUCCAUUUAUUGGCUAUGAUGAGGACUCCAUGGAUUCAGAGACCUCAUCCAUGGCCUCGUUUAGAACUGACCGAACACCAGCUACUCCUGAUGAUGACUUAGAUGAAAGUUUAGCAGCUGAGGAAUCUGAGCUACGAUUUCGACAAUUAACAAAAGAGUAUCAGGCCCUCCAAAGAGCAUAUGCCCUCCUGCAGGAGCAGACUGGAGGUAUCAUCGAUGCUGAAAGGGAAGCCAAGGCUCAAGAACAGCUGCAAGCAGAGGUGCUAAGGUAUAAAGCCAAAAUUGAAGAUCUGGAAGCGACUCUGGCUCAGAAAGGGCAGGACUCACACUGGGUAGAAGAUAAACAACUUUUCAUUAAGAGAAACCAGGAGCUUUUAGAAAAGAUAGAAAAACAGGAGGCAGAAAAUCACCGGUUACAACAGGAACUACAGGAUGCCCGAGACCAGAAUGAACUGCUGGAGUUUCGAAACCUAGAGCUAGAAGAAAGAGAGAGACGAUCCCCUCCAUUUAACCUACAAAUUCACCCAUUCUCUGAUGGUGUAAGUGCUCUACAGAUCUACUGUAUGAAAGAAGGUGUCAAGGAUGUGAACAUCCCUGAUCUCAUAAAGCAGCUUGAUAUCCUGGGUGAUAAUGGGAACUUAAGAAAUGAAGAACAAGUGGCCAUAAUUCAGGCCAGCACUGUGCUGUCCCUGGCAGAAAAGUGGAUCCAGCAAAUUGAAGGAGCAGAGGCUGCCCUACACCAGAAAAUGAUGGAAUUGGAAAGUGACAUGGAGCAGUUCUGCAAAAUAAAAGGCUACCUUGAGGAAGAACUAGACUACAGAAAACAAGCUCUCGACCAAGCAUAUAUGAGAAUCCAGGAGCUAGAAGCUACUUUGUACAAUGCCCUGCAGCAAGAAACUGUUAUCAAGUUUGGUGAAUUGUUAAGUGAAAAACAGCAAGAGGAGCUGAGGACAGCAGUAGAAAAGUUACGGCGGCAGAUGCUGAGGAAGAGCAGAGAGUAUGACUGUCAGAUUCUUCAGGAGAGAAUGGAGCUCUUACAGCAAGCCCAUCAGAGAAUUCGUGACUUAGAAGAUAAAACAGACAUCCAGAAACGACAGAUAAAGGACUUAGAAGAAAAGGUUCUCAGAGAAGAGAGACAAAUCAGACUCCAUUUAACUUCUGAGUCAAGAAGGAGAGAACUAUCUGAGAAGCACAGAGUUUCUGUUUCUAUUCUUGUUCUUCUCUCUUGCCUUUAUUCUAUGGCCUUGAUGUCAAGGUGCCUCUUAAAGAGUAACCGAAAACACGGAUAAGACCCCAGAAAGGCAAAUGCUUCUAGACCUUCAAAGAUGGCAGAAAUGUUUACAACAGUGAGAGGGAGAUCAAAAGCUAAGAACUACCCUGUAGCCAGGACUACAACUGUGUAUUUUAAAGCCAUUAUUCAAGGUUUCUUACUUGACAGUUCCCACAUGACCCUGUUGAAAAUCUACAAUAUAUGCUGCAUUUAAUGAAACAUGUAUAUGUCAAACCAGAAGAAAAGAACUAUAAAAGUAUAUUGUGUAAAGAAAAAGUUCAGCAAUGGAAACAGUUUCAGCAGAUCAAGGAAAGAUGUGUCUUGGGCAUGGAACCAAAGUUACAAAGAAACACUCUCCCCCUGCUGUGCAGGGGGAUCAUUUUAAUGUAACACCACACCCCAUGGAAACACUAGUCCUGAAAUAAACAUUUUCAAAAAUCAAAACAAAGGAAUAAACAAGGGCGGGUGGGAAAUGAAGCACGAGGAAUACCUAUGAGGAGCUAUUUACAAUAAAAUGUUUCAUUUGAAAAGUCUGGUUUCUUACUACAGGGAUUUGCUUUUUGUCUUUAUUGUUGUUUAAAACUCAGGAACAGAGCCGUCUGCAAUGUGAAUGGGAAGGAAAGCAUUUUCCCAUUUGUUUCUCUGCAAGAGGUGGAGCUUGUGGAAUGCAUUCCACAGAGGACAGAUGAGAGCGGACCACAAUGACCCCCACUCAACUGGCAACAAGGCGGAGGACCUAGGCGAAUGUAACAUAAGAAAUAAAAGCAGAUUUGAUGCUGCCUUGGCCUUCUGUCACAUCUGUCUUCCUCCACGAACAGACUGAUCUCAUUCAUAUUGAAAAUUAAGAAGAUGAUGCCCUAAAUCACAAGUUCCCUGACUCGGUUCUGUUAACAAUGCUACCAUCUAUCUCUAGGGCACACAGGCCCGAGAGCAUCUCUGAAUCCAUGUCCAAAAUACUGG